Messenger RNA from Sciurus carolinensis (gray squirrel), 3509 nucleotides. RefSeq names its product OTU deubiquitinase, ubiquitin aldehyde binding 2 (gene Otub2). The transcript is spliced from 6 exons. Gene Ontology annotation, biological process: negative regulation of double-strand break repair; protein K48-linked deubiquitination. Gene Ontology annotation, cellular component: nucleus. Lineage: Eukaryota; Metazoa; Chordata; Mammalia; Rodentia; Sciuridae. Bases 181 to 885 code for a protein of 234 amino acids. The record is from RefSeq and is a predicted model, not a curated record. Gene Ontology annotation, molecular function: cysteine-type deubiquitinase activity; ubiquitin binding.
ACAGUGGCGGUCUAACCUUUGCUUUGCGGAGCGGUCGGGUGUAUUCUCCGCACGCCCCCACGCCCUCGAGGCCCCCGCCGCCCGACCCAACGGUGGAGCCGACCAGCGCCUCCCGCGGCACCCUCCCGCACCGGAUCGCUCCUCGCUGGGGCGGGACGUGGCCCGACGGCGCCGGUCACUAUGAGUGAAACAUCUUUCAACCUAAUAUCAGAAAAAUGUGACAUUCUAUCAAUUCUUCGGGAUCAUCCUGAAAACAGGAUCUAUCAGAGGAAAAUUCAGGAACUCAGCAAAAGAUUCACCGCGAUCCGCAAGACCAAAGGGGAUGGGAACUGCUUCUACAGGGCCUUGGGCUAUGCCUACCUGGAGUCUCUGCUAGGCAAGAGCAGAGAGAUCCUCAAGUUCAAAGAGCGUGUCCUGCAGACCCCGAGUGACCUUCUGGCUGCUGGCUUUGAGGAGCACAAGUUCCGAAACUUCUUCAAUGCUUUUUACAGCGUGGUGGAGCUGGUGGAGAAGGACGGCUCUGUGUCCAGCCUGCUUAAAGUGUUCAACGACCAGAACUCCUCGGACCACAUCGUGCAGUUCUUGCGCCUGCUCACGUCAGCCUUCAUCAAGAACCGAGCAGACUUCUUCCGGCACUUCAUUGAUGAGGAAAUGGACAUCAAAGACUUCUGCACUCAUGAAGUGGAGCCCAUGGCCAUGGAGUGUGACCACAUCCAGAUCACAGCCCUGUCCCAGGCACUGAACAUCGCCCUGCAGGUGGAAUAUGUGGAUGAGAUGGACACCGCCCUGAACCACCACGUGUUCCCCGAGGCUGCCAUUCCUUCCGUUUACCUGCUCUAUAAAACAUCCCACUACAACAUCCUCUAUGCAGCUGAUAAACAUUGAUUAAUUCUGGGCCAUGCAGUGGAACCUGUCACCUAACGGGACUGCAUUCUAAAUGGAACAUGCCGGCUUUUCAGUUUUUUAAGCGAUUUGGACUAUAACUAGAACACGUACAGCCUUUUGGGCAAAGCCACUGGGAAUGAGGCCUGCCCACUAUGGAUGCUGGUGACUUGGUGUAUUUUUUGUAUUUAUUUUAUGAAGGACCAAAUACCUUCUAACUCUGGGCCAGAAAGCGAGGACCCCUGGCUCUGUACCCCAGCCAGUUCCCUGUGAGACCCUGUGGGGGUCACCUACUCUCUUUGGACCUGUUUAUUCACCUGGAGGAGGUUUCUGCCAGUGUUGACAUUCUGUUGUGUAAAAAUGAGGGACUCGGGUUUCUCCUUGCCAGGGGAGGCAAAACUCAAGUCAGCUAUGACUUGGUGAUUGACCUGACGCUGCCAAGGUCCAGUCCAGUCUUGUCAGGCUGGGCUGACCGAACGCGAGGGCUUCCAUGCGGUUCCAUUCAUGAUGAUCUGUUUCCCACCCUUCACUUAAAAAGACUUUUAUACCAAAGUCCAGCAAAGGGCCUUUAGCCUUCAGAAUGAAACUCAGGUUGUUGGGGUCCCUCUGCCUCUCAGGGCCAGAACAGCCCAAGAGGCUUUUAGACUUGAUGAAGUCUAUAGUCUACACCAAAAUCUGCGUGUCCAUGGUUGGGACCAGGAAGCUGCAGCUUUCUGCCAGCCUGAGCUAGGCCUAGUUGUAAUCUAGGUUCUUCACAGGGAGGGGAGCUUGCAGCUGUGGACUCCAGAUGAGCAGUCAUUUUGCAAGGCCAUCUUUGGCUUCUUCCUCCCACCUUGUUCUCUUUAUGGCCUGAUAAAGGGGUUAGUGGGAAAGAACAGAAGACAAGCCAUGGAAAGUGGCAGUAGGGAGAUUUCCAUUGGUGAAGAUGGCCUGACAGCCCUGGCCAGCAGCUUCUUUAUUCAUCCAUCUGGACAUGCCUCCGCUUAAGAAGCUCCUCACCUUGCUGCCUAAGGACCCCUAGAAGUCGCCCCAGGGUGGCAGGCAAGAAUUCAGCAGUGGAUUUUACAACACUGGCUGGGUUGAGGUGCUGCUAACCACCUGUUUGCUGCAGAAGCACAGGGAGACAGAGGGUAUGCAGUUGCCCUCUGGGGUCUGCAUUUAAUGGAAGGCCACCUUCUUACAAGUUUCAUUGUGCAGGGAUUUAUUAGAAUCUACUGGUGCUACUGUGGGAGUCUGCUGACAGUCUGUGCACCAGAACUGGGUAGCAGACUCCCAAGUGUUGACACAAUUGUCACAUUUGUAUCACUCUUGCCUUGAUGAAAGCCAACAGCACUCUGGAGUGCUUUAGUUCCAGGCUAGGCCCUGGUUCCCACACUGUCCUUUAUUGGCAUUUGGAUCCAAGGGCUCAAGCUAAGUGAAUAGAUCACUCUUCCACAGGAUACAAACUUGACCAUCACCUUUAAAUUGGCUGUCCCCCAUCCUGCUCUGGGUAGGACAAGUACACUAGAAGACUGGGUGUUAUCAUGACUGGUAUCACCUGCCACAUGAGACCCCAGGGUGUCCUUUUCUACACCAAAGGGUGCGAAUACACAAGAUGUUGGGUGAUACCCGGGGGCUCCAAGGGGUUUUGAGAUGGUUGCUAGACCUGCCAGCUGGACUCUCAAGCACAGCAGAAGCCAGCCCUAGCUACCAAUUUUCUGUGUUUGUGGCUGUGGUAUUCUCUGUGCUGACCUUUGUUUCCAGGCUGGAGAGCUGCUGACCCCACACAGGACCCUCUUCCAGGAGAGAAUCAGCCAGUUAGGAUCAGGAUGCCCAGGCUCUGGUAGAAGCAGGCCACAUGAUUUCCAGGGUCAUAUCCUGUGAUUUUCUUUUUUCACAAACCCAUUGGCCAAAUUUACUUGCCCUCACCACCUCCACAUCUGCUCUCAGACCUUUGCCUGAGAGAAGCAUGGUGAGGAAGAGGCAAGGCAGGACUUGGGCAGCUGUUAAAACCCAGCCAUCUGUGUGGUCACCUGGCUUGUCUGAGGUGGUGUGUCACUGUCACCCCCAUUUCCUGGGUGACUCACUCACCUCACGGAGCCACCUCUUUCUAGGCCAAAGGCUGGAAGGAGUUGCUUUUAGGGCAUGAAUUACAACUGCAUGGGUAUUGCUUUCUUUCCAGAGGAAAUAAUCAAAGGGAACUAUUUAGCAACAAGAAGAGUAGCGUCCUUGCUUUGGGCUGGUUUCCUAUUUUAAGCACAAAUGCAAGGUCUCUAGACCCAGACUCUUGGGUUUGAAUCUCAGCUGUGCCUCUCAUCACUUGUAUACUUUGGCCAAGUCUCUUCACCUCUCUGAGCUCCGAUCCUCACGUUUGUGACACAGGGCACCUAUGUGUCACAAGACUAUCGCUUACAGUGAGUGCUCUACUCAUGGGACACAGGCAACAGCACUGCUAGAUGAGGAAGCCUGCCACUUGGGCAGUGACUGUGCCUUCCCCAACAGCAGGAGCGUCAGGGAACCAUCAGACAAGUCUAAGCCAAACACACCCUGAGCAGCAAUGGGAGGCAGGGGCUAUGGCUCAGUGAGUGCGUGCUCAGGUCACGCCCUGCUGCUUCCCUGGGCAGUCAGUGAAAACAGUUUCCUAACAU